GGAAAGGGCGGCGGCCCUGGGAUUGGCGGUUUUGCCUUUAGGGGAUUUUGAGGAGGAAAGCGAGGUGCUCCUCGAGGCGUACCUCCUGUGAUACGCUCAGGUGAGACCCCACCUGGAGUGCUUUGUCCAGCUCUGGGGCCACCACCGACCUACUGGAGCGAGUCCAGAGGAGGCCACCAAAAUGACUGGAGGCAUGUAGCACCUGUCCUUCGGUGAAUGAUUGGGGCAAUUGAGUUUGUUCUGCCUGGAGGAGAGACGGCUUCGAGAUGACCUAAUUGUGGCCUUCCAGUACCUGAAGGGAGCCUACAAGAAAGUCCUGUAGGGAAAAGGGCCUUUUUACAAGUGCAUGAAGUGCCAGGACAAUGGGAAAUGGAUUAAAACUGAGAGUUGCAUCUUUUCAAGGAGUGGCUGUUCGCAGCCUCAGCACAUCCUCCCCUCAUGAUCACCCAGAACAUGGAAGAUUAGUUUAUAAAGGAAAUUUGGCAAAGACAGUGUUGGGUGUGAAGUUUUUCUCCUACUCCACCAGCAUAUUCAACCUGUUCAUGAUGCCCUACAUCAUGCUCAAAAGUGGUAUUGGAGUGGAAAGUUUGCUUGUCCAAGCUGCCUUUUAUGGGUUGAUCGGAAUUUUUACAUUUGUAACUCCAGUUACUUUGCAUCUCCUUACAAAAGGUUACGUGAUCCGGCUCUAUUAUAAAGAUGAAGUGGACACCUACACAGCCAUUACCUACAAUGCCAUCUUGGCAGAAAAAGCAACUGUUUUCCAUCAGAAAGAUGUAAAGAUUCCAGACAUCUCCAAGAUGUUUACAACAUUUUACGCUAAAACGAAGUCAAUGCUUGUUAAUCCUACGCUUUUCCCAAAUCCUCAGGAUUAUAACCAUCUCAUGGGCUAUGAUAAAUCCUCAUUUUUUAAAUUUGAGGAUUUAGAGGCGGUAAAGGAAGCUGAUGAAAGGAAAUAAUUUGAAGAUAAUGUCAGUAUCAUUGUCCAUAGUGCAGUACUAUAUAUGUGAAAGAAUAUAAAAAUCUAUUACACUUGCUUAAGUAUCAGGUAGCUGGAGUUUUCCAUAUGCAUUUUGGAAUGUAUAAAAAGAGACACUUUUUAAAAAAUAUUGCAAACAAUGUGAGGAUUUCUUUAGAGUUAAUGACAUAAAAUACAGUAAAAAAAGGAGAUGCUUA
Messenger RNA from Haemorhous mexicanus (house finch), 1173 nucleotides. RefSeq names its product transmembrane protein 70 (gene TMEM70). Gene Ontology annotation, cellular component: mitochondrial membrane. The transcript is spliced from 3 exons. The record is from RefSeq and is a predicted model, not a curated record. Gene Ontology annotation, biological process: mitochondrial proton-transporting ATP synthase complex assembly. Lineage: Eukaryota; Metazoa; Chordata; Aves; Passeriformes; Fringillidae. The coding region runs from base 363 to 956 and encodes 197 amino acids.